UUAGUAAACUCUCUUCCUCAUUCCAUUUCACUUUGUUCUGCCCACAACAACGCAAAACCAUCCUCCUCGUUUUCCACCGGCGCCGUCUCCCCUUUCCCGACAAAAUAAACCAUAAUUCUUCCUUACAUCGUACCAUCUUAGUCCUCUUUGUUCUUGUUUUUCUUCCAACAUAUAUUUUCACCAAGUGUAUUGUGUUUUUUUUCAGUUACUGUAAUGGCAACAGCCCCUGUCAAGUCACAGCCGCUUCACUACUUCUCUUUACCCCAAUUGAAAUGGAGCACCAACAAAACGCACACUAACACUAACCACCACCGCUUCCGCCGCCGCGAUUCUCCUCCGUCAAACACCAACGUCGACGGUGACGGCGGCGGCGGUGGUGGUUCUGACUCCGAUAAGCUACAACACCAAGAAGAAGAAGAACAAGUUGAGGAAACGGGGCCGUUGUGGAAUUUAAGGCCAAGGAGGAGUGAAAAGGUGUCGUCGUUGAAGAAAGAUGAAAGUAGUAGUAGUCAUGCUGUUGUUAUGCUGCAGAGGUCACAGAGGUUGAAAGAGAAUGCAGCAGAUGGAAAUGGACUCGGGUCCGGGUCGGCUAAGAAAGGCAAAAGGAAAUUAUGGAUCUCUUUGUCAAAGGAAGAAAUUGAAGAAGAUGUUUAUUCUAUGACCGGGUCAAGACCCGCUAGAAGACCCAAAAAAAGAUCCAAGGCUGUUCAGAAACAACUCGAUAUUUUGCGAGGAUUAAGGAACACAAGGGAAAGCUUAAACUUUUGAGGACUGCUGCAUUCAUGCCUCAACUCGACUGUAGGAGGGGCAGGGGUCAUUGUUAGUUCGCAAACUGUUUGCAGUUCCAUGAAUGUCAAUUGAAGUGCUGGUUGCUUCCUGUAUUACGGGAGGAGACCUCCAACUGAUUUGUCGUUGUCCAGAGUUGCACAUGACAAAGGGUUAUUUGCUCUCUGAACAUACUACUUGAUUUUGUAUGACUCGUGAUAUAACUCAAGGACAACUUUUUGAGCCAGUGACAUAGUUAUGGUUGGAAAAUCAUUUGCUUUUGGAUAUUGCAUUAGAAAGGGCAGGUAUAAUUUUUGUCGAAAAGAUAACAUGUAGUUUCAUAUUGCCUUGUGAUGUUUCUUGUCCUCUAAAGAAUGUAUGUUUGUAUGGUGUUUACUCUUGUUAUAGAGUUCCUUGGCAAUCAUAUGAUGCAACUUUACUUAUUUCAUAGAAAUCAUAAAGUUAAAAAUAGUUGUUUAUAGAUAGUCAAAGUGCAGUACUUGGUCAAGUGACCUUUCUACUAGCUAGAUGUAUUUAAGUGUGCCAAAUUUUUCCAUGUAUUUCUCAUAGUCGUAAAUCCAUCUAGGCAUCUGGAUAAUGUGCUUGGGGCUAUGUUCCUCACACUCGUCAAAAAUGUCGACGGGUGCGUGUCGGAUUCGCCAAAAGUAGUGUAUUUUUGAAGAAUCCGACACGGAUGGACCUGGGGUGUAUAAAACCUUACUUUCAGAUUGUUUUAUGUAUUAUGAUGAAGUGCAAAAGUUGUCACGUUGUGUACGUUCAAGU
Messenger RNA from Capsicum annuum, 1548 nucleotides. RefSeq lists its product as uncharacterized. The record is from RefSeq and is a predicted model, not a curated record. The transcript is spliced from 3 exons. The coding region runs from base 214 to 768 and encodes 184 amino acids. Lineage: Eukaryota; Viridiplantae; Streptophyta; Magnoliopsida; Solanales; Solanaceae.